AUGCGGAAUCACAAGAGCGCGAGCUCUAUAGGUGGGUCCAGCAGUAAUCGCAGCCGUCUCCGCGCCAGUAACAGCAAGGAGACCAGCAACAACAGCAACCGAGCCUACCCCCUCAACUCGCUACCGCUACCGCCUCAACUCGCCGCAGAGUUGCAACAGCCCCCCUCCGACCACGAUGAGUGCGAGCCGAUGCUCCUCAGCUCCUCGUCGUCCUCUGUCGUCACCACCUCGGCGGCGGCGGCGGCGGGCAACGGCGCAUACGAGGCGACGACCCUCUACUCGGACUACCCGCUCGACAAGGAGCAGCGCUGGCGGGAAGAUCGGGAACGGCCGUCGGUACAUAUCGUGGGUCCGCUGCCCCACCAGUGCGCCGGACACGAGACCGUGUUUCGCACCACCGACGGCAAGAUUUGCAAGCCGCUGGACGAGACCGAGUUCUGGUUCUACAAGAUCUGCCUCCGCGAGUUCCCGCGCUACAAGCCCUUCGUGCCGGCCUGGCACGGCUGCGUGCUCCUCUCCCGCAAAAAGCUCCUCCUCCUCAUCAACUCCCUCGCCGACGACGACGACGACGACUCUUCCUCCUCCUCGAGCGGCGACGACGAGCCCAUGGAGCUUCAGGCAGGCGGCGGCGUCUUCGACCACCACCACCACCACCACCACCUGGUCGACACCCUCCGCCCACCGGUGCCUCGCGUCGGCUCGCCCGCCUCCCCCGGCACUUGGAGCCUCCUGCUCUCCGAGGAGUUCCGCCUCAAGCUCGAACUCGAUGACAUGCCCUCGUCGGCCCCUUCCCGGAGUGGCCCACGCAUCUAUCCCUACAUCGUUUUGGAAGACCUCACCGCGGGCUACGACUUCCCCUGCACUCUUGACAUCAAGAUGGGCACGAAGGAUCUGCACCACCAGAUCAGCACCUCCACUACGCUGGGCCUUCGCAUCAUGGGGAUGCAGGUGUAUGAGCCGGCCGCGCACACCUAUCGCCAAUUCGACAAGAUCCAGGGAAGGCAGCUGGUCAACGAGACGGUGCCGUACCAGCUGGCACAGUUUGUCACGCAGACGAUAGACGGCGUGCCGGUGCUACGGUGUGAAGUGCUUCGAGUGUUUAUCGAGAAGCUCAAGGCCCUGCUGGCCGUCCUGCGUCAGGAGACCACCGUCCAGAUCCAGAACAGCUCCAUACUGCUCAUCUACGAAGGUCGGGUGCGCCCCUCGGGCGCGAUGCUCCCAGCCAAGGCCGACGUGCGGAUGAUCGACUUCCAGCACGUCCAACUCUCCAGCCCCAACCCCGAACUGCGCUCCCCCACCGUGCUCUCCCCUCCUACAACCCGCCGCAGGCGAGGCUCCGUCUCCUCUUCCUCCUCGUCCUCGUCAGCGGCAUCGUCAUCGUCCUCCUCCGGCGACGAAGACAGCAUCGGCGACGACUCCGAGGAUGGGGUUGGCGGCUCUCGGCCCGAGUCCGACGCGGAGGGUCUCGUGUGGGGCUUCUCCAACCUCAUCUCGCUCCUCGAGGCCGCUCUCUCUCGCGCCUCGUCCUCCUAA
This is a messenger RNA of Acanthamoeba castellanii str. Neff, 1533 nucleotides long. Its product is annotated as Inositol-hexakisphosphate kinase. Bases 1 to 1533 code for a protein of 510 amino acids. Gene Ontology annotation, biological process: inositol phosphate biosynthetic process; phosphatidylinositol phosphate biosynthetic process. Gene Ontology annotation, molecular function: inositol hexakisphosphate kinase activity. NCBI's taxonomy places the organism in Eukaryota, Discosea, Longamoebia, Acanthamoebidae. The transcript is spliced from 4 exons. Gene Ontology annotation, cellular component: cytoplasm; nucleus. The record is from RefSeq and is a predicted model, not a curated record.